AUGGAUCGCAGGGAGCUGGAACGUUUCGCCGGCGCGGGACCAAUGGUCCGACAAACACUGACCGUUCCAACACGAAACAAACGCACGGGAUCCGUGUCAGCCAUGUCAUGGUCGGCAGACGAGAGUGCCUCGUCCAAGGGAGAUUUGAUCCCGCGGGUCGUUGCCCUUGCGAGAAUUCACAAAUCAAUGAUCACCAGAGAGAUCCAAUCGCAAAGCAACAUGGGUCGCGGCGCAUACGACACAACAGGCUUCGAAGCUCCACACAAGCUCCGGCAACAGCUUCACCUCUUCGGCACAUGCUCAACCACGACCACCAACAUCACCACAAUCACAAUUACACGAUCCUCCAAGUGUCUCUCCACAACGCUAUCGACUGCCUCGCGCUCACACUUCGAACACCACACUCCGACUCGUAAUACCGCCACCUCCUCCUCUACCACAUUACCUCUGCUACCACAUCACCUCGGAGAAAGAUCACACAUUUGCUAUUCACACUACAACACGGCGUUCGGGAAAGAGGCGGAUUAG
Zymoseptoria tritici IPO323 is the source of this 528-nucleotide messenger RNA. RefSeq lists its product as uncharacterized. The record is from RefSeq and is a predicted model, not a curated record. The coding region runs from base 1 to 528 and encodes 175 amino acids. The transcript is spliced from 4 exons. NCBI's taxonomy places the organism in Eukaryota, Fungi, Ascomycota, Dothideomycetes, Mycosphaerellales, Mycosphaerellaceae.